Papaver somniferum (opium poppy) is the source of this 858-nucleotide messenger RNA. Its product is annotated as proline-rich receptor-like protein kinase PERK2. The record is from RefSeq and is a predicted model, not a curated record. The coding region runs from base 1 to 858 and encodes 285 amino acids. Lineage: Eukaryota; Viridiplantae; Streptophyta; Magnoliopsida; Ranunculales; Papaveraceae. The transcript is spliced from 5 exons.
AUGUCUGAUCAUCCGCGGGCUCCUUACCAGACCCCGCCGUCUAGUCCACCAAGAUCUCCUCUGCGUAGGUAUUCUGAUAGAUCUCCACUUGGGGGAGGUUCCUCUAAGUCUUCGCAAAUGGAUCCUCGCGGUCAUAGGGUUUCAUCUUCCUCUGGUACGAAGGUUUUGCCUACUAAGAAAGGGGAUCCGCCGAAGGGUCCUUCUAGGUCUAGGAGUGCGCUGGAUCCUCCUCCUCGUAGAGAAACAUUGGAUGUUCCGCCCCUUCAUUCCAUGGCUCCUCCUUCAGUGUCCCUACAAAGUUCUUUGCCGCCUCCCCCAACAGUUUCUUUCAAGGGGAAGUACUCCAAGAGUACUACCUUGAAAUCUGAUCCACCUAAAAAUCUUCCUUCCAAAAGGAAGGCUUCAGAAUUGAGUCCUACGCCAGAUUCCGCAGACGAGGGAGAGGCUGCCCCAGUGAUACGCAACGUUUCAGUUGGUAGGAAGAAGGUCACGUUCAAGCAUAUUGAUCUUGAGAUGUUCCAGGAAAAACAUGAGUUUCAAGCCUUUGAGGUGUCGAAGAAGAAGAAAAUUGGACCCAAGCAAUCUUCUACUGUUAUGACUGGUGAGGCUGAGGCUUAUGAGGAGGUUACUAGUCCUGUGAAUGAAGGGUUUGCUGAGGAUGAAGAAAUGUCCGAUGGAGAAGAACGCACUGAUAUUUCUCCUCCUGAUGACGAGGGUGGUGGUACUGGCGAGGAGGGAUCUGCCCCUGUUGGCGGUAAUACUGGUGGUGUGGGUGGUGAAGGUUUUGCUGCUGGUGGGAAUGAGGUUGUGGAGGGUGCCACUGGUCAGCAGGCUGAAAACGCAGGUGAUCAGGCUUAG